GACCAGCUGCUGGACAUGUCCUAUGAGCAGCUGAUGCCGCUCUACAGCGCCCAGCAGAGGCGACGCCUCAACCACGGCCUGCGGCGGAAGCAGCACUUGCUGCUCAAGCGCCUGAGAAAGGCCAAGAAGGAGGCGCCGCGCAUGGAGAAGCCCGAGGUGGUGAAGACGCACCUGCGGGACAUGAUCAUCCUGCCCGAGAUAGUGUGCAGCAUGGUGGGCGUGUACAAUGGCAAGACCUUCAACCAGGUGGAGAUCAAGCCGGAGAUGAUUGGCCACUACCUGGGCGAGUUCUCCAUCACCUACAAGCCAGUGAAGCACGGCCGGCCUGGCAUCGGUGCCACCCACUCCUCCCGCUUCAUCCCCCUCAAGUAGCUGUGGCCA
Messenger RNA from Arvicola amphibius (Eurasian water vole), 381 nucleotides. RefSeq names its product 40S ribosomal protein S15-like. The record is from RefSeq and is a predicted model, not a curated record. Bases 16 to 372 code for a protein of 118 amino acids. Gene Ontology annotation, biological process: translation; ribosomal small subunit assembly. Gene Ontology annotation, molecular function: RNA binding; structural constituent of ribosome. The transcript has a single exon. Lineage: Eukaryota; Metazoa; Chordata; Mammalia; Rodentia; Cricetidae. Gene Ontology annotation, cellular component: ribosome; cytosolic small ribosomal subunit.